AUGAAUAAUAUAGAUACUUCAGUGAUUCAGUUGCUUCAAGGCAUUCAAGACGGGCUUAUUUCUCUAAAGAAUAGUCAAGAAGCAUUGGAGAAAAAACAAGAUGCAAUGCAACUCGAAAUAACAAGUCUUCACAAUGAAUUGAAUGAUCGAGAACUCCCAGAUAAUACUAUUGUAGCUUCUGUCAAUAUAUCUACUGACUCUAUCCCAAGACUAGUACCAAACAUCUGUAAUAUAAAUUCCAAUCAUGUAUUACAGAUGAUUAAGCAAGACCUAGAAAUAAGUCCAACCGCAGAAGUCAAAGGGGCUAUCAACACUUGCACCAAGCAUAUUUGUGAUCAGCUUGCUGCUCUUUUGUCUGUUCAGAUUCUUGGGCCCAAUCCAAGCUGGACAUCUAUCCCUCAAGAGGACUGGACCAGAAUGUGUGUCAGUCAUUCACACGCGCUCAAGAAUUAUGGAAUUGAUUUCACCAGAUGUCAUAAAAAUUGGGCAUCAAUCACAAAGGUUAGUCAGUUAUGGAGAAGUCGUAGAAAGCAAUACCUCUCUGCCAAUACAAUUAAUGAAUAA
Phycomyces blakesleeanus NRRL 1555(-) is the source of this 564-nucleotide messenger RNA. RefSeq lists its product as hypothetical. Lineage: Eukaryota; Fungi; Mucoromycota; Mucoromycetes; Mucorales; Phycomycetaceae. The transcript has 3 exons. The coding region runs from base 1 to 564 and encodes 187 amino acids. The record is from RefSeq and is a predicted model, not a curated record.